Oppiella nova is the source of this 954-nucleotide messenger RNA. NCBI's taxonomy places the organism in Eukaryota, Metazoa, Arthropoda, Arachnida, Sarcoptiformes, Oppiidae. The record is from the annotation of a GenBank genome assembly.
AUGGGAUGUCUGGGUUUGGCUGACAAACAUUAUGUCAAAACACCAGAGAUUAUACAAGAAUUAUGCGGACAACGGAUCCAACAAUUCAUCAAUGGCUGGGACUUUGUGUUGGCUAUCGAUGGGGACAACCAUUUGGGGAGACAAUGCUGGGGAGAGUUAGGUAGGGAUCUGGAUCUGGAAAAAAGACAAUUAUGGAAAAUUCCCGAUUUGAAUGACAAGAAUAUAACACAAAUCAAUUGCUCUGAUCAUUGCUCACUGGCCCUCACGACCGAUGGUCAGGUGUACGGGUGGGGCAAUUCAACAAAAUCAGGACAUAAUUCGUGUGAAAGUCAUUACAAAAGUCUGUUCAUUGAGUUGUCGGCCAUAGGAAAGGGAAGUUUUGGGACUGUGUUCAAAGUGAAGAAUAGAAUCGAUGAUCAGAUAUAUGCCAUCAAGAGAGUCGUUCGUUCAGAAUAUUGUGUUCAAUAUUACAAUUCAUGGACCGAAAGCAAACACCUCUACAUUCAGGUGGAGUUCUGUUCACAAAAUCUGCGGAAUAUUCUUGAAGUGAAACCACAAAUAUUUGGGCGACAAAUUGGAGAAGCCAUGGAUUUUGUCGAGUAUUUUAUUUCAUGUGAAAUAUUCCAUCAGGCCUUAGAAAGUGUUGAGUAUUUGCAUGAAUUGAAUCCACAGAUCAUUCACAGAGACCUUAAAUCAGAAAAGAUAUUAAUGACUGAAAAUGUAAGGAACGGUAGAUUUGUUAAGUUAUGUGACUUUGGAUUAGCUGUAGAGCACAUGACUGCAUCUCAGAGUCACUCUAAAAAUAAGGGAACUCCUAAAUACAUGGCCCCAGAAUUGCAUCAAUCAAAGUAUACGACAAAAGCAGACAUUUAUAGUUUGGGUAUAAUUUCUAUGGAAUUGUUUGAUAUAACCUUAGACCAGAGUGAACUUAACAAAUACAAAAACACUUUUUAG